Messenger RNA from Dreissena polymorpha, 3927 nucleotides. RefSeq names its product glucose-6-phosphate 1-dehydrogenase-like. Gene Ontology annotation, cellular component: cytosol. Gene Ontology annotation, biological process: pentose-phosphate shunt, oxidative branch; glucose metabolic process. Lineage: Eukaryota; Metazoa; Mollusca; Bivalvia; Myida; Dreissenidae. Bases 93 to 1601 code for a protein of 502 amino acids. The record is from RefSeq and is a predicted model, not a curated record. Gene Ontology annotation, molecular function: glucose-6-phosphate dehydrogenase activity; NADP binding. The transcript is spliced from 11 exons.
GUUUAAUUUCAAUAGAACUAAGCGACGGAAGUAAACAAAUGUUUAUGCGAUAACAUAUUUUUAGAACAUUUGUUAUUAAGAGUAUUUGUGCGAUGGCAAAUGAAGAAGACCCUCUCACUCUUUUACGGCAAAAGAGUUCUGGUGGUCUGCACACUUUUGUAGUUUUUGGUGCCUCAGGUGAUCUAGCCAAAAAGAAAAUAUAUCCUGUGUUAUGGAACCUGUAUAAGGAAGAUUUGUUGCCAACGGAGACAAGGAUAAUCGGGUAUGCUCGCACCAAACUGAGCCAGGAAGAACUGCUAAGCAGAUGUGAGCCCUUUAUGAAGAUUAAAGAUGGUGAGAAAGCGAAGUAUGCAGAAUUUAUAAAGAUCAACAGCUACGUAGCGGGCAAUUAUGACAAGGCUGCAGACUUCAAGCGUCUGGAUGAUGCCAUUAAAGAGAUUGGGAGCUGCCAUCGCCUGUUUUACCUGGCCCUCCCACCCUCGGUGUAUGAACCAGUCACCCUCAACAUCAAAGCAACAUGCAUGGCAACAGGCGACAAGUGGACGCGCAUAAUCAUUGAGAAGCCUUUUGGGCGAGACCUUGACAGUUCAGAGCACCUGUCUCAACACCUGGCCUCGCUGUUCAAGGAGGAACAGCUCUAUCGUAUCGACCACUACCUCGGCAAGGAGAUGGUACAGAACCUUGUUGUACUCAGGUUUGGUAAUCGGAUACUAAGUCCGAUCUGGAAUCGGGACAGCGUGUCCUCAAUUGUGAUCAGCUUUAAGGAGCCAAUCGGAACACAGGGCAGGGGAGGCUAUUUUGACGAGUUUGGAAUCAUCAGGGACGUGAUGCAGAAUCAUCUGCUACAGCUACUUACUCUGGUUGCCAUGGAAAAACCACCUAGCACCAAGGCAGAGGACAUACGCAACGAGAAGGUGAAAGUGUUGAAAAGCAUCCCUCCUAUAGAGCUGAAAGACGUGGUACUUGGUCAGUAUGUAGGGAACCCCGACGGGACCCCUGACCAGAGAGAGGGCUAUCUGGACGACCCCACGGUGCCCAAGGAUUCUGUCACCCCCACCUUCGUCACUGCAGCCAUGUUUGUAAAGAAUGAGAGAUGGGACGGUGUGCCCUUCAUCCUGCGCUGUGGCAAAGCCCUCAAUGAGAGGAAGGCAGAGGUACGCAUUCAGUUCCGUGACGUUCCUGGGGACAUCUUCGCAGAGGGCAAGGUGAAGAGGAACGAGCUGGUGAUACGUGUGCAGCCCAACGAGGCUGUGUACAUGAAACUGAUGACCAAAACCCCCGGCAUGUCUUUCAACUGUGAGGAGACGGAGUUAGAUUUGACCUAUCACAGUCGAUACUCAGGUGUCAGUAUGCCUGAGGCCUAUGAGAGGCUGAUACUGGAUGUCUUCAACGGCUCCCAGAUCAACUUUGUACGCUCUGACGAGCUGUAUGAGGCAUGGAGGAUAUUCACACCACUGCUACACAAAAUUGAGAAAGAAAAAAUCAAGCCGAUUCCCUAUAUAUUUGGCAGCCGCGGACCCAAAGAGUCUGACGAAAUGAGCGCCAAAUACGACUUCAAGUAUACCGGGGAGUAUAAAUGGGCUCCGCAGCAAAAACUUUAAACAUGUGCCUCAUUAUGUGACAUGCAUCGUGUGAUUUAUGUAAAAGCAGAUGAUAGAUAUUUAGGAUACUAGAAAUUUGCUAUAUUUACAGUAAUUAUACCCCCACAAACGAAGUUUAGGGGGGUAUAUAGGAGUGAACUUGUCUGUCUUUCGGUCCGUAUUAAGUGUCCGCUCUCUAAUUCAAGUAGUUCUAAACUAGGUCACGGGGUAUCUUAGUGCGUUUUAAACCUCACCGUGUUGUCCGCUCUCUAAUUCAAGUAGUUUUCAUCUAAUCCUCACCAAACUUGGUCGCAAGUUUUAACCUAAUGAUCUCUAGGACAAGUUUGAACAUGAGCCAUUCCGGCCUAAAACUAGGUCAUGGGGUCACUUAGUGCGUUUUUUAACAUUUAGCAUGGUGUCUGCUCUCUAAUUCAAGUAGUUUACAUCCGAUCUUCAUCAAACUUGGUCAGAAGUUUUAUGGAGAUGAUCUUAAAGCCAAGUUAGAACAUGGGCCUUUCUGGGUCAAGAACUAGGUCAAGGGGUCACUUAGUAUUUUUUUAAAUUGAGCAUGGUGUCCGCUGUUUUUUGUGAAGACGACAUGCAAAAUAUUAUGUGUCAAUGCGGCAUGUGGGGGUAUUUGUUACGUCUGUGACAAAGCUCUAGUUAUUUCAUGAAGUCUAAUUGUGUACUUGUAAUAUUAAAAGUCAAUCCUUUAGUAUAUUUUGAAACCAUGGUUACUACAUGGGCUACGUAUUUAAAAAGUUGUCAAAUAUAAUUUUUUAUAUAUGUAGGAGGCAAGAUGUCUAAGCUGAGUAGAAAGAUUAACAUACUAUGAUCAGAUAAAGAGAUAAAUAGAAAUAUUGAACUUAAAGCUGAACAAAAUGGCAGUGGUUGUCUUGAACAAUUUUCUUGGUGCAUGAAUAAAAUUAAGCCAUGCUUUUGGAAAACGGGGCUAAAUACAUGUGUGUAAAGUAUCAUCCCACUGCACAGGCUAAUCAUGGAGGACACUAUCUGACUACACUGGAUACUCAUAUUUUACAGACCCUUCCACAUACAAAAUAUCAUAAAUGAAGAAUGUGUUGUCUCUAAAUAGCCUGUGGGGAUUGGUUUUUCCAGAGUGCAGCUCAAUAACGUUAGAAGACUUGAGGAUUUUGAACAAUAAACUUUGAGCAACAAUAUGUGAUCAUUUAUUCUGAGUAUAAUGAUUGUUAUAUAUAAAUAUUUGUAUUGUAUAAAUAUAUUUAUUUACGGGCAUGGACAUUUAGCAUUAUUAUUUCUGUAUUGGAAACUAUUUUACAACAACUUGACUGUCUCUCUUGUAUCCAUUUUGUCCUUAUAUAUUUGUUUAAUUGUGUUCAUGUGUAGGCUUCAUACAUUCAUGAUAAAUACUGUACAAUUAUCAUCAUUGGCAAAUCUGUGGCAUAUACAAGACCAAUGGCAGGUUUAUAUGUUGCUCCUUGUAGAUUAAAGGGGCCUUUUCACAGAUUCUUGGCAUAUAUUGAAGUUUGUCAUUAAAUUCUUUAUAUUGAUAAAUGUAAACAUUGGAUCUAAAAAGAUCCAGUAGAAAAACAAGAAUAAAAUUAAAGGAAGAAAAAAAGUAACCCUCAAUUGGGCUCGAACCACUGACCCCCUGGACUAAAAUUCUAUUGCGAAGACCAUUCGUCCAUCCAUGCUCAUACAAUGAGUGUUGAAUUUUAUCCCUUAUAUAAGCAAUCCUCAUAGUAUCACAAAAUAUAACGACAACAACAGAACUCUCCAAAUUAUUCAAUUGUUUUGCGUUGCAUUUAAUUUUCAGGUUGAUAAAUUGUCAAAAGAUGCAUGUUAUGGAUAUUUUAGAGCAUGGUUAAUGUUCAAUAUUGCUGUUUCCUCACAAAUAUCAUAACUACAAAGAAAAUUUGCGAUUCUGAAAAAAAAAUCAAAACGUGAAAAGGCCCCUUUAAGGAAACAUCCACAUCGAAAUAGCCAGGUUCUGACCUUGUAAGCGGGUGAUCAAAAUUAUUUACUUUAACUUAUUUCUCAAUAAAUCAGUUAAACAUUUAUUAAUUUCACAUUUGUUUAGCUUGUCACUUUUGGCAUUAUUGUAUUUGCUGUUCUUUUGUCCAAAAUGUUCAUAAGCUAAUGUUCAAUCUGUAUUUUUGUGAUUUUACAAUCUCCUAUUUAAACUAUUCAUAUGAUGUUAGAACCAUUUAAACAUUAUUUGCUCUUGUUUCCAGUUUAUCCAUCUGUUAUGCAUAUUUAUUGAAUGUUUAGGGCUAUUGUGAUUCUUUAACUUCAUUACGUUAAUCAGAGAUAUAUACCGGUAGGUUUGUUUAUGGUUAAGAUACAAAUAAAUAAAUGUCAAACACAA